AUGGAUAUGGACAUGGAUAUGGAUAUGGGACAUGACCAUCAUGGCGAUUCUAUGCCGAUGGCAUCAGGCUCUAUGGCUAUGGACAUGGGAGGCAUGAAUAUGUCCUUCUUCAGUAGCACGACAACUAGUCUCUACACUAAGAUGUUUGCGCCGAGUAGUGUUGCUGCCUACGCAGGCAUGUGUCUAUUCCUCAUUUUCCUCGCCAUCUUUUCGCGCGGCCUCAUCGCCUUCAGGGCUUGGCGGGAAUCCGUAUGGCUAGAUGCCGACCGCAGACGUCGCUAUGUCACCGUGGCUGGUAAAAUGACACAGUCAGAAACCAUGGCAUCAGACUCGGACGCCCGCAAAAUGGUGCUGUCAGAAAAUGGCCUUGAGGAGAAUGUUGUAAUGGUGGAAAAGCGUCACGUAGGAGUCCGACCGUGGCGCAUUUCCGUCGACCCUAUUCGUGCCAUACUGGAUACCAUUAUCACUGCCGUCGGAUUCUUACUGCAAUAUGUUAGCUGUUAUGUCCAUGAAUAUUGGUUACUUUAUCUCGAUUCUAGCGGGCACCUUCUUGGGGAGCAUCACUCUGGGCCGCUUCGGCAGUUUGUCGCAUUAAUUAUUGGAGUUCAAAGGACAUUAUACAUAGCUAUUCCGUGUUCAAAGCUGCAGUGCAGAAGAUUACAGACAUAG
Blumeria graminis f. sp. triticale is the source of this 669-nucleotide messenger RNA. The record is from the annotation of a GenBank genome assembly. NCBI's taxonomy places the organism in Eukaryota, Fungi, Ascomycota, Leotiomycetes, Helotiales, Erysiphaceae.